GUGGACUGCUUCGUCCUUCGGAUGGGCCGUAAAACUGUAGGGUGUGCAUGGUGUUAUGCACGUAAAAGCACCCAGUAACACUUUUCGCAAAGAGAAGGGGUUCGGCCCCGGUGUUUCUGGCAAGUGCGUUUAUCCUCAUACAUAUGAGGCUGGCAGGCUGCACUCAGUUCAAAGAGGGAAGGAAGAAAGCGGAAGGGAAAGUCCCCCCAGAUGACACUGUCAUAUCAGCCCUACAGCUGAAAGCUAGCACCAAGCUGAUGAUGAUAGGUACCAGGGAAGAAACCAUCGCUGCGGCCAAUGAGAAACCAAAAGAUAUGGAGGAAGUCAUUGACGACUUUGACAUCGAAGAUGAGGAAAUUCAAACAGAACGCAGGGAAGAAUUCCUUGGGAAAAUUCAGCGGAGAAUCCGAGACUACGAGAUCAAAAUUUUAAAUGAGCCCCGGGCAGACAAGAAACUACUAGUGCUGGAUGUGGAUUACACACUAUUUGACCACAGGUCUGUGGCCGAGCAUGCACUAGAGUUGAAGAGACCUUUCCUGCAUGAGUUCCUCACUUCAGCUUAUAAACACUAUGAUAUAGUCAUCUGGUCUGCCACCAGCAUGAAGUGGAUUGAAGUCAAGAUGAAGGAACUAGGAGUCAGCUCUCAUCAAGAUUACAAGAUCGCCUUCAUGGUUGACAGUGGUGCCUGCAUCUCUGUGCAGACCCCGAAAUAUGGUGUGGUCGACACCAAACCCCUUGGUGUCAUCUGGGGCAAGUUUGGGCAGUACACAAGCGCCAACACCAUCAUGUUUGAUGACCUACGAAGAAAUUUCCUGAUGAACCCACAGAAUGGCCUCAAAAUCCGGCCGUUCCGGCAGGCCCACAAGAACCGUGACAAGGACAAGGAGUUACUGAGGCUAGCUAGGUACUUGGAAGACAUUGCUGACUUGCCAGACCUCAGUCACCUCAACCACAGACAUUGGGAAUCCUACACACCACCCAAACCCUCAUGAACCUCAGCAAAACAGCCAUUUUUACCCACACUGUAAACAUAAAAGACCCAAUGUUAGGGGUGUAAACAUUUAUCAAUGUAUUGAAAAUUGCAAUGCAAGGAUUUUAACGAUACAGCAUCACAGUACAGAAUCUGUUGCAAUAAACUUUCAUUGUCCUUUCUGCAGUUAGGGUUUUGAACACUGGAAUUUCCCCUUUUAUUUCCAAAGCAAGGUUCUUGGUAUAUUUGUAUCUUCACAACAUGCUUUAUGUUUUUCAUUGUAAAUUUUAGAGUACCUCAGGCCAAAAAGGGGUCACAUGAAUGUCAAUACAUGUAUUGUGGCAAACGUCAAUAUGUGUGGUUAAAGGAGCACUUUUGAGGGAAUGUGCCAUUUUGGACUUGGAAUGUGAUACUUGGAAAGAUUGCAAGAAAAUAGUAUGAACGUUCGCACAACUGUACCUUGAAAAUGUCUGUUUUCAUGUAAUUACCACAUGAGGAAAUUUUGGGGAACAAAAUUAUCCCCAAAAUUUGAGCCGUUGGAGCGACAGUCAACAAACGUGUUCUUUUCAAACCAUUCUUUAGUUGUGUGUGCACUAUAAUCACCACAUGUAUAAUUCUGACGCUAGAGUGGUACCUGAUAUCUCAGAGUAUAUUGUCAAAUACAUUUUAUGCGGCACCAGUCUUUUGUGGACAGUUAGGCUUGAAAUAUGUGCAUUAUGUACACAAGGCCAAGUACCGCUGCCAUGGCAGAUGUAAACAAACAGGGUGUUUUUUGUUUUUUUUUAUUUCCAUAAAUGUCAGACAUUAUGUGGAUUUUCUAUGAUGGGACCUUUGAUAUAUAAGUCGACAGUCUACAACAUGAAAUAUUUGUGAAAUUUGACCGAAUGUACAUCUUCAAAAUUUGGAAAAAUACCAACACAGAUUUUUUUAGUCAGUUCCAAGAUCGAGAGAGGAGUUCAUGAUAAUGAGCUGUAGUAACACGUCUGAACAGUUGAGGCUGAAGAAAAUAUGCAUGGUUUCUUGAAGAUGAUAAAACAGUGACAACGUUCCUUUUCAUCAGGAAUCAAGGACUUUGAGCAGGAUGUUUCAUUGAUGUCUUUUUCACUUUGUUUAGGUCACAAAAAGAAUGCUUUCAUUCUUACACAGACUUCUUAGUCCGAGUCAGUUUUAUCUAUUACAGUGAUGAUGUUGUCAGUCAAUGCUUGAUCAUAAUUGCAUUUGUUCUGUUUUGGAGGUUAAAAAGAGCAUUUGUGGUCAGCAAAUCAGAGAAUUUGAUGCUCUAACCAACUUCAGGAAAAAUUACCUGGAGAUUAAUAAUUUAAUAACAAUUAUCAAGCAGUCUUCAAGAUUUUACUGUUAUCUGCUUGACCUUUUUUUAAAGUAAAUUAUUGCCAUGGCUUUAUAUAUAAGUGUGUAUUAUUUUGUCAACAGUUCAUCAGCACAAUUAGUUUUGGUGGGUUUUUUUUGUAAAAUAUGUUCAUUUUUCAAACAAGGAAAUUACCACUGUAGUUAAUAGAAGUAUGUCAUGCACAAAUUGGACAUGGUCAAAGAAUAAAUACAAUAUAUUUUCUUUGUGCAGCGAU
This is a messenger RNA of Patiria miniata (bat star), 2553 nucleotides long. It is a transcript of the gene ublcp1, whose product is annotated as ubiquitin-like domain-containing CTD phosphatase 1. Lineage: Eukaryota; Metazoa; Echinodermata; Asteroidea; Valvatida; Asterinidae. Bases 144 to 992 code for a protein of 282 amino acids. Gene Ontology annotation, molecular function: protein serine/threonine phosphatase activity; protein binding. Gene Ontology annotation, biological process: protein dephosphorylation. The record is from RefSeq and is a predicted model, not a curated record. The transcript has 7 exons. Gene Ontology annotation, cellular component: nucleus.